AUGGAAACACAGAUGCAGAUACCGGAGCAGCAACAAUCACAGAUGCUGCGCAUGAAGAAAUCAGGAAUUAUUAGUUUCAGUGACAGCCCAAUGAAUGAAGACAAGGAGGAGGAGAUGACAAAGUCAGCUCUUUCUGUGUUUCGGGCUAAGGAAGAAGAGAUCGAGAGGAAGAAGAUGGAAGUCAGGGACAAGGUUCAGGCUCAGUUGGGCCGCGUGGAAGAAGAAACCAAGAAGUUGGCUGAGAUUCGCGAGGAGCUUGAAGCUCUUGCAGAUCCAAUGAGGAAGGAAGUUUCAAUUGUACGAAAGAAGAUCGAUGUGGUCAAUCGAGAGUUAAAGCCAUUGGGACAGACCUGCCAGAAGAAGGAAAAGGAAUACAAAGAAGCCCUUGAAGCUUUGAAUGAGAAGAACAAGGAAAAAACUCAACUGCUAACCAGAUUGAUGGAGUUGGUGAGCGAAAGUGAGAAAGUAAGGAUGAAGAAGCUGGAGGAGCUGAGCAAGAACAUAGAUUCCCUUGUCUAAAAUGAUACCAUUUGUCUUAGGCACUGUUAUUAGUAUCUUUCUCUUGAAUUGUGUUAAAGUUUGUGGUUUACAUUUGUGUAAUUAACUAAAUACCUUUGGCGUAGUAAUGUUGUUACUUAUGACCUGGACGUCACCGGAUAAAAUCCCGGGAAUAGUACACAUAACAUAUGACAUUUCCAAACUUUGCAGAGAUGGACGUCUUUUUUUCUUUUAUUAUUUUUUUUCUUUCAAAUUUGUGUUUGUCAGUGGCUUUUCAUGGAGGUUCUAUGGUUUAGGAAUGAUAGGGCCUCCAACCAGGAUUGUUGGUUAACACUCUUG
Molecule: messenger RNA, 837 nt
Organism: Ilex paraguariensis (yerba mate)
Lineage: Eukaryota; Viridiplantae; Streptophyta; Magnoliopsida; Aquifoliales; Aquifoliaceae
Source: the annotation of a GenBank genome assembly